Molecule: messenger RNA, 1761 nt
Organism: Nicotiana attenuata
Lineage: Eukaryota; Viridiplantae; Streptophyta; Magnoliopsida; Solanales; Solanaceae
Product: protein FAR-RED IMPAIRED RESPONSE 1-like
Exons: 1
Coding region: 1-1761 (586 amino acids)
Biological process (GO): regulation of DNA-templated transcription
Source: RefSeq, a predicted model, not a curated record
AUGAACCAACAAACUAGGCUUGAUCGGGUUAGGGAUGAGUUGUAUAGAUCUUUAGGGAUGACAUCGGACGAUAGUUUAUUGAAUGUUGAAGUCGAUGUUGAUUCUCACGGCAAUUUCAACAAUGCUGUGCACUUAGAUGAUGAUGAUGAUGAAGAACCCGAUGGAGAAUAUCACGGAGAAACUAACGACGAUGAGGAGCAGGUUUUAGGAAAUGAGUUAGUGUUAUGUGAUGUUGAUCCGGAAGUGGAGAAUGAAUUCACUGAAGAGGAUGUAGUUGUAGGUCCUAUCUCUGGAACGCGAUUUAGAGAUAAAGAUUCUUUGUUUGAAUUCUACAAAGAACAUGCUAAACUGAAAGGAUUCUCUGUCGUCAAACGAAAUUCCAACAAGAAGGGUGGUGCCACGGCCAAAUACCUAACUUUCUGUUGUGAUAGGGCUAGGAUUCGCCGAACCAAGUUUACCACCAAGAGUAACGACUGUAAAGCUAGGCUAGCUGCUGUGUUGGAUGAAUAUGGUUCUUGGCGCGUAUCAAAGGUCGUUCACGAUCACAACCAUGAGUUGCUCCCAUCCGUAUCGCGACUGAUGGCGGGACAUAGGUCCGUUUGUGAUUCUUUGAAGAGGGAUCUUGUAGCUCACGAUAUAUCUGGCAUUAGACCCUCCAAGAAUAUUAGGCUUGCUGAGGUUCAACGUGGUGGACCUCAAAAUCUGGGUUGCACUCCAAAGGAUUGUAGAAACUAUAUUUUGAAGAGCAGGAAUUUUGAAAUGAAAGAAGGGGACGCACAGUCGCUGCUCAACUUUUUUCGUGAAAUGCAGGUAAAGGAUAGGGAAUUUUUCUAUUCAAUAGACGUUGAUAAUUUUGGUAGGCUUCGAAAUGUGGUAUGGGUGCAUUCGCACUGUAAGUCGGCGUAUGAGCAAUUCCAUGAUGCGAUAUGCUUUGAUACGACGUACCUUGUGAAUAAAUAUAAUAUGCCAUGCGCAACAUUUGUUGGCAUCAAUCACCAUAGGCAGUCCAUUUUACUGGGAUGUGCUCUCAUGUCUCAUGAAGAUAUCGAUAGUUAUAAAUUGGUUUUUAGAACUUGGCUUGAUGCCAUGGGAAAUAUUCAUCCAGAUGCGAUCAUAACUGAUCAGUGUCAGAGCAUUAAGGUAGCCCUUGCUGAGGUGAUGCCAAAUACAAUACAUAGGUAUUGUAUUUGGCAUAUAUUUUCAAAGUUGCCUAUUUACUUAAGUGGUGUUCGUCCUUCUAAAAUUGCACGUGGAGAAUUCAAAUCCAUGGUCCUUGAUAGCAUCAGUGUUGAAGUUUUUGAGACAAAAUGGGCAGACUAUAUUGCAAGGUAUAAUUUGCGUACAAGGAAUUGGUUCAACAAGCUUUACUCUGAGAAAGAAAAAUGGGUUCCCGUGUACCUUGAUGUGUAUUUUUGGGCUGGCAUGCUAUCUACGCAAAGAAGUGAGGGUAUGCAUGCGUUCUUCGAUGGAUAUAUUACCCAUCAAAGCACUCUUAGGAUGUUUGUUCACCGGUAUGAGUUAGCUCUAAGAGCUAAGCAUGAGAAAGAGUUGGAAGCGGAAUACAGGUCAAAGGGCUUUCAUAUUGUGUGUGAGUCAAUGUUCAAGUGGGAGGAGCAGGCAAUUCAGUGUUAUACGCGUACAGUGUAUGAAUUUUUCAAGACACAACUAAGGAAUUGUACCAUUGUGAAGUCAGCAGCCCCGACGAUCAUCGAGCUGUCCCUGGUGUUGAGAAAUUCAUCGUUAGUGAUUAUUCAGUUAUAA